AUGCGCCUCCAGCCCGCGCGUUUCUGCCAGACGCCAACGCGCAAGCGCCACCUCCCGUUCGCCUCCCCCUCGACCGCCUUGCCCAGUGCGCAUGCGCCUUCCGCCCGCGCCCUUCUGCCGGGCCUCGACGCGCAUGCGCCUCGCGGCCCCUCCCCUCCGCCCGCGCCACCGCGCCUGCGCCGCGGCCCCCAACGGCUUUUUCCUAACCCCGUGACGUCAUCGCUGUGCCCUAGGUCGGGGUUAGAGGUCAGAGGUCAGGAGCCGCUAUGGCCUCCGGGGGCCCCCGGGAGCCCCGCGCUCAGGCGCCCAGCGCAGCGCUCUGCCAAUAGGAGGCGUCCAGCACAGCGCUCUGUGCAUAGUAGGAGGCGUCCAGCACAGCGCUCUGCACCUAGAACCGUCCAGCGCAGCCCUCCGCACGAGGUAGGAGGCGUCCAGCACAGCGCUCUGCCCCCAGUCGGAGGCACCCGCCACAGGAGCGCUCAGCAGAGCGCUCUGCACAUAGUAGGCGUCCAACGCAGCGCUCUGCACGCAGUGGGAGGUCUCCAACACAGCGCUGUGCACGUAGUAGACGUCCAGCACAGCGCUCUCCACCUUGUAGGCGUCCAGCACGGCGCUCUGCACCAUUUAGGGGCCCAGCACAGCGCUCUGCCCCUAGUAGGAGGCGUCCAGCACAGCGCCCUGCGCCCAGUGGGAGGCGCCCAGCACAGGAGGACCCAGCAGAGCGCUCUGCACACAGUAGGGAGCGUCCAGCACAUACCCCUGCACACAUCAGGAGGCAGCCAGCACAGCGCCCCGCCCAUAGUAGCCGCCCAGCACCGCACUAGGCCCAUAGUAGACGCCCGGCACAGCGCCGUGCUGCCAGUCGGCGCUCAGCACGGCGUCCCGCACAGGGUUGGCGUUCAGUAAGGCGCUCCGCACGCCGGCGUCCAGCACAGCGCCCCGCACACCAGGAGUUGACGCUUUUAGGGGCCGGUGGGAGAUGGACGGCCCCGGACCGACGGCCGAAGGGCAGAGCGCUGUGCUGGGCGCCUACUCUGUG
Molecule: messenger RNA, 1039 nt
Organism: Ornithorhynchus anatinus (platypus)
Lineage: Eukaryota; Metazoa; Chordata; Mammalia; Monotremata; Ornithorhynchidae
Product: protein TANC2-like
Exons: 2
Coding region: 1-906 (301 amino acids)
Source: RefSeq, a predicted model, not a curated record